UCGCUAACACAAAGAAGUUACAAAAAAAAUUAUACUAGUUUCACCACAAAAAAAAAACAUUCAUGUACAUAUAUUUCUUUAUGACUACAGUUUUGUUUGUCUAUAUAUUGUUUUAACUAUAGAUUAUCCUCUCUAAUAUUGUAACGAUAGAAGUUCAACACAGGAGAGCCACGACCCCGACGUGGUGUGGUGUCCAAACUGCACACAUAUUAAAAUGUUUCUCUUGGUCGUCUUACCACCCCAAAAUUAUAUCUAUAUAUAAGUUAAUCAGUUGUUAAUCAAAUAUUAUAAUUUCUGUUAACAUUUGUUAUAGUUGAUUUACCUCCAAUUUCAGCCUAGAUUUACCAUUUGUCAUAAAACGAUUGGAGGAAGGAAGAUAUUUUGUUACUUUCUCUUCCUAAAUUCGCGCUCCCUUCCUCCAUACACUAACCAAAUAAAGAACAAAAUAAAAAACAACAACAACUUAAUUUUGUUCUAAUUUGUUUUUCUUACCAAAUUUAAUUAUUAAAAUAAUUAUGUUUUAUUAUCACUAAUCAAAUCAGCCAACAUUCCCAUCACGUCUCCCUUUCCUUGUCUCAUUGUUUGUUUUCUCAUCAGGUUGGACUUCCUCCACGCACGCUUCCAAGUUUUUCCUGAGGAAAAUUCUGUCUGGAAAAUUUCGAGGUAAGGAAACAAAUGAUCGCUUUCAUCAUAUCUGUUAUUUGCCAUGAUCCUAUUUUGCUGAUCACGACUUUUAAUUUUCAACUAUAUAUGUUUUGACUUUCUUCUUUCAAUGUUCUCUUGUUGCACCAACGUACCUUUUAUAUUCAUCGCCUUGUAGGUAGGUUCGUCUCUAAGAGGUUUAUGUUUUAUUCUUGCUAGCAUCCUCAGAACUUGCAUGUGUUUGUUUGAUCGUCUCCUAUUUCUGUUGGUCUUAAUCAUCUUCAAUUCCCUUGCCUGGAGAUUGUUGUGUAAAUCUCUUUUUUUGGAUUACGUGAUGUUUUAAUAACGGUAAAUUUAAUGCAAAGUUUACUCGAAAUUAGAAGAAAAAGAACCAUUAGGUUAAUGAAAUGAAUGGAACUGUUGAUGGUAGUAUAAUUACCAUGUUGUUGAUCAAGCAGUAAAGCUUAUCACAAUGAUGAUUCUGAGAGAGCUGUGUCUCAAAUCAUUACUGAACACAUCUGGUGCCAUUUGAUCAUGUUCUUAUUACGAACAUUUGCUUGUGGAACACGAAAAGAAAACUAGACUCUCUAGGUUUAUUCUAGCUUCCUCUUUUAUGUGUGUUUUCUUCUAAUCUUGUAAGGACUUGGUCUAACUCUCAAGUCUUUUUUUUGUUGUUGAAUAAAUCAUGUUUCAGGGCUUGUUGCUAAAGAAUGAAACAGUCUCCAUAAGUUUGCUUGUCGACGACGCAUAAAUGAAUUCAGUGCGUGAUCAAUCAGGCAGCCCUUAUGGAGAUACAACAACUCCUCGUAGUCCCUUCUCUCCCUUCUCUCCAUUAUCUAUCGGAGACGAAAGGCAUAGAAACCUUGCAGAUUCCAAAAGAGAUGCAACAACUCCUCGUAGUCCUUUCUCUCCUUUUUCUCCAUUAUCUGUUGACAAAAGUCUCGCUGAAUCCAAGUUCCAGCAAGCCCUUGCCAGUUCUGGCGUAAUAUUAGAUCCAUUAUCACCUGGAUCACACCAUGGAGGGCACAAGUUCCAUGAGGUUUUCCAGAUGAAACAGGGGCGUUAUGAUCUUCAAGCCUCAAAGAUCUCUGAAAUGAUGAAAUCAAGUAGCUUAGAUAACGCUCCUACGCAGUCACUUCUAAGCGUUGUGAAUGGGAUUCUUGAUGAAAGUAUUGAAAGAAAGAACGGUGAAAUCCCUCAGCGUGUGGCAUGCUUGUUGAGAAAAGUCGUGCAAGAGAUUGAGCGACGCAUAUCAACUCAAGCUGAACAUCUAAGAACGCAAAACAAUAUAUUCAAAGCUCGUGAGGAGAAGUACCAGUCAAGGAUCAAUGUCCUUGAAGCCUUAGCAUCAGGAAGUGGUGAAGAAAAUGAGAUUGCUACACAACAGCUUAGACAAAUGAAGACAGAGAAGUCAAACUGGGAAGAAAAGAAGAAAAACGAAGAAGAGGAUAUGCUUAAGCUAUUGAAAGAGAAUGAUCAAUACAACGUUGAAAUCUCUGUGUUGAAGCAAGAACUGGAGACAACUAAAAGAGAAUGUGAACAACAAUGCUCAAAAAUGGAAAGCCAAACACUGACACAAAAGGCAAAGUGGGAGGAACAAUGUAAAAACGAAGAGGAGGAUAUGGCCAAGCUAUCCAAAGAAAAUGAUCAAUUCAACCUCGAAGUUUCAGCGUUAAGACAAGAACUGGAGAAAACUAAGAAAGCAUACGAACAUCAAUGCUCUCAAAUGGAAAGCCAAACGGUGCUGGCAACAACAGGACGUGAGAGCAGGAUGAAGGAGCUUGAGCAAGAGAGAAAAGAGGCACACACUGCAAAAACUUCCCUUGAGGUAAAGGUCAAGGAGCUUGAGAAAAUGGGAGAAGAAGCACAUACUACCAAACAAGUUCUUGAGGAAAAGAUAAAAGAGCUUCAACAAAUGGAAAAAGAAACAAAGACUGUGAAUACAAGCCUUGAAAGAAAAAUUCAAGAGCUUGAACAGAACCUUGUUAACUGGAAGAAUGGAGUGAAAGAAAUGGAGGAAAAAUCUGAGUUCAAACACCAAAGUUGGAGUCAGAAAGAAGUUUCAUAUAGAAGCUUUAUUGAUCACCAGUCUCAAGCACUACAGGAAUUGAGGUUUUAUUCAAGAUCCAUCAAGCAAGAGAUUCUGAAGGUUCAAGAGAACUAUACAGAACAGUUCAGCCUGUUAGGAAAGAAACUGAUUGAACUAAGCAAUGCUGCUGAAAACUAUCAUGCUGUACUAACUGAAAACCGGAAACUUUUCAAUGAGCUUCAGGAGCUGAAAGGAAACAUCAGAGUGUUUUGCCGAGUUAGACCUUUCCUUCCUGGACAAGGUGCACCAAAUACAGUGGUCGAGCACGUUGGUGAGGAUGGAGAGUUGGUAGUUACCAAUCCCACUAGACCAGGAAAAGACGGUCUUCGCCAGUUUAGGUUCAACAAAGUUUAUAGUCCUGAUGCUACUCAAGCUGAGGUCUUUUCAGACAUAAAACCUCUGGUUCGGUCAGUGCUUGACGGGUUCAAUGUUUGUAUAUUCGCAUAUGGUCAGACAGGAUCAGGGAAAACUUAUACAAUGACUGGUCCAGAUGGAGCAAGUGAAGAGGAUUGGGGAGUUAACUAUCGUGCACUCAAUGAUCUCUUUAAAAUAUCUCAAUCCAGAAAGGGAAACAUAAACUAUGAAGUUGGAGUGCAAAUGGUAGAGAUAUACAAUGAACAAGUGCUUGAUUUGCUCUCUGAUGACAUUUCUCAAAAGAAAACACUAGGGAUCCUGUCUGCAACUUCAGAAAAUGGUUUAGCUGUGCCUGAUGCAAGCAUGUAUCCUGUGACAUCGACCUCAGAUGUGAUUACUUUGAUGGACAUUGGACUACAAAAUCGUUCCGUUGGUGCUACUGCCAUGAAUGAACGAAGUAGUCGCUCUCACAGCAUUGUCACUGUUCACGUUCGUGGUAAAGAUAUGAAGACCGGUUCUGUCUUAUAUGGAAACCUUCAUUUGGUGGAUCUAGCAGGAAGUGAGAGAGUAGAUCGCUCUGAAGUCAAAGGAGAUAGGCUUAGAGAAGCACAACAUAUAAACAAAUCGCUUUCAUCUCUUGGAGAUGUUAUAUUCUCUUUGGCUUCAAAGAGUUCACAUAUACCAUACAGAAACAGCAAGCUAACACAACUACUCCAAAGCUCUCUUGGAGGACGAGCAAAGACCUUAAUGUUCGUGCAACUAAAUCCUGAUACUACUUCAUAUUCAGAGUCGAUGAGUACCUUAAAAUUCGCAGAACGUGUCUCUGGAGUUGAACUUGGUGCUGCAAAGAGCAGUAAAGAAGGUAAAGAUGCUCGAGACUUAAUGGAACAGGUAGUGUCCCUUAAGGACACAAUAGCAAGGAAAGACGAAGAGAUAGAGAGGCUUCAUCAUUCUAAUAGACUUCAGAAACCAAUGGUGAGGAGAAAGAGUUUUGGACAAACCGAUGACAUGAACUCAGAAACUGGAGAAUAUUCAUCACAAUCAAGACACUCGGUUACUGAUGGUGAGAGUUUAUCUUCUUCCGUUGAGGCAGAGUACGAGGAGAGAUUGAGUGAGGUUACAUCUGACGCUUCUUCUAUUGGAACUCAACGAUCCACUGAUGUUGCUAAAAGACCACCCAAAAUCGCAGACAGAGCUAAGUCAAUGACUUCAAGGACAACAACCACUGUUACACGACCACUCGAUAAACUUCGGAAAGUAGCUACAAGAACAACAUCGACCGUUGCUAAGGUUGCAUCGGGCUUGUCAUCAUCAGCAAGCAUUAAGAAGACAGGUAGUUCUUCUAGUUUGGCCAAGUCUUCUAAACGGUGGGCGUAAACUACGUAACACUGCAUAUAUCAUUUAUGCUUCGUACGUAAAACUUUGCGUACGUUUUUUCAUAAUUCCUUUUUCUCAUUUUCGUCUAAUACAUGGCUUCAACUGGAACUACAAAUUUUUCCAAUAUUUUAUGUGAUUUAUGUAAAAACCUUGUAAAUACAUGAACCUUAUUACUUCACAGGUUUUUUUUUUUUCACAACCAAUGAAACAAUAGCUGAUUACAUUUUUCAAGAUAUAUUAUUCGUAACUCAUGCAUGGGGUAAUAUCAAUACUCUUACCAAUCACAGAAUUCUCCAAAACUACAAUCAAUAAUCUCCAAAAAAUAUAUAUAUAUCAGAGUUUGGUGGGAAUACACCUAAUUAUGUGAUUCCUUGAGUGUAUGAGUCACCUUAUACCUAAUAAAGGCUGAAAUUUUAUUUCAAAAAGUUAAAAAAAAGAUACAUAACAAAGAAAAGAAAAA
Messenger RNA from Brassica napus (rape), 4922 nucleotides. RefSeq names its product kinesin-like protein KIN-14P. Gene Ontology annotation, biological process: microtubule-based movement. The coding region runs from base 1394 to 4462 and encodes 1022 amino acids. Lineage: Eukaryota; Viridiplantae; Streptophyta; Magnoliopsida; Brassicales; Brassicaceae. The transcript is spliced from 19 exons. The record is from RefSeq and is a predicted model, not a curated record. Gene Ontology annotation, molecular function: microtubule motor activity; ATP binding; microtubule binding.